Molecule: messenger RNA, 2565 nt
Organism: Physella acuta
Lineage: Eukaryota; Metazoa; Mollusca; Gastropoda; Physidae
Product: ceramide phosphoethanolamine synthase-like
Source: RefSeq, a predicted model, not a curated record
GCCGGACACCCCAGCUCCCAGAGCCGUAGACCAGAUGGAAGCUGUGGCCAGCAGCUGAUUCAAGAUGGCGAGCUUGGUUGAGGUGAAGGAGAAAACUUUGAUCAGAUCAGAGGGCCGGGCGCUGGUCACGUGUCCAUGCUCCCCGCUGACCGCCUACUGGACCCCCCCUCCCACCUGGCCUAGACGAGUCCUGUGUGAGAACAAGCACGUCGCCUUCAGCCUGACCCGAGGAUGCUGGGUACUCAUCUCCGCCAUCUUCCUGACCUACUUCCUCGUCAUGGACGUCUUCCUGUUUGCCCGCUUCCGGUUCACCAGCCUCGUUCUCGACUCAAGACCGGGGGCGCCUGGGGAAAUCUACAGCCCGUUUACUCACCUGUCGGUCAAGGCCGUGCUCAGCGACCACGUCCGGCACUACUUCAUGACGCCUGUAGCUGAGUACCUCAACGUGCUCACCGGCUUCUCCUCCCUCUUCCCUUUCAUCACCCCCAACCUCCUCUCCGUCACUCACCUCCUCUGCGCGUUCAUCGCCGGCAAGUUCAUUUCCUCCGAGCAUCUCCAAGACCGCCAGAUCGGUGUACUCAUCUUCUUCUUCCGCACCUGGCUAGACUCCUUUGACGGCACCGUGUUCCGCGCUCAAUCCGGCGUCCACCUACAAUACAACUCCGUGUACUCAUCAUCCGGGUACUUCAUCGACGGAUUCUUCGACACCCUCGGUGGGUUCUUCCUCUCCUUCGGCGUCUUCUUCUACCUUCUAAAACGUUACGGACCUCGGUCUUCCUCAGCCAUGAUGCCCACCUGGACUAAAGACCCGGAGAGCUGUACUGAAGAGCUGCAGCCGAUUGGCGGACAGCCGACAGCCGUGUACAGCUGUAGAGUUUUGUUUUGUAAGGUGCUGAGCUACGGCGUGUGUCUGGCAGUGGCAGGCGUCUGCUGGGACCGGACGGUCAAAGAGUUCACGGAAGUUUUCCAGACGGAAUUAACGGAUCCUUCACUCUCGGCUCUCCAGUUCAAAUUGAGCCACAACAUGGCGACCAUGGUCAUCUUCUGCUUCUGGAGGUUUAUCAGCGGCCAAACGGUGCAGACCUACAUGCAGAUAGCCCUGUAUAUGGAUAAAGUUAUGGAUUUUCUGCGCUACAGCCAGUGGAUCCUGCUAGCCUUGACCCUUCCCCUCUACGUCAUCACAGUCCUGUACAUAAGUCACAUCCGCGUCCAGCUUCAUUUAUGAUCCAUGGACACCAUCGACAUGACAUUGGAGUGUCAGUGACCAGAUGACAUUUAGAACAUCAUGACAUUUUGAACGCUGGCAUUUAAACCUCGUCAUCUUGGAGAGCAACGGCUACCCAGUGAAUGUUUGCUCCACCAAUUAUUUGAUUCUAUUUAGUGGCGUCCCUAGGUCGGGUGUCACGGGUGCCGUACGCACCCCGCCUUGUGAUGUUACUAUUGUUACUGAUAUAGGCCUAUUCGCUGUUUAAUGUUUCUGAUCAUUAAGUGAAUUGUGAUUCUAUUUGCUAUGUGAUAUAUGACAUAUAGACUAACGUUAUGUUUUAUAUUGUUUUCAUGUGAUGAGUUUACAGUAAUAUUGACUUUCUAUUGGUUGUGAUGCAUAUUUUAGUGCAUGAAUUUAUUAAUCUGACAUUCAGAUCACGGUGUACAUUGUUUUAUUUGAUCAAUGUUAACUUUGGUUAACUAGUCUCAAUGUUAACUUUGGUUAACUAGUCCCAAUGUUAACUUUGGUUAACUAGUCUCAAUGUUAACUUUGGUUAACUAGCCCAACUGUUAACUUUGGUUAACUAGUCCCAAUGUUAACUUUGGUUAACUAGUCCCAAUGUUAACUUUGGUUAACUAGUCCCAAUGUUAACUUUGGUUAACUAGUCCCAAUGUUAACUUUGGUUAACUAGUCCCAAUGUUAACUUUGGUUAACUAGUCUCAGUAUUUAUUGCUACUCCACACUAUGCCAAUGCUAUAUUGUUGCAAGCUUUGGUUAAAACUUUAUUUCUAUUAGUCGCAACGGGUGGAAUCGUACGAGCAAAAUUUGACCCACUUCUACCGAGCCGAUUUUUUUCAAACUUGACUUGUAGGUCAAGCUACAACAACAAAACAAAUUGUGUGCCUAACGUUUUUUAACAAAACAAGUCAUGUACCAAUUAUCACCCCAUUCUUUUUAUCAUUCUUUAAGUAUUGAUGUCUAUUGUACAAAAUGUAUUACCUAUAGCUGUAUUUGCAUAUUGCGGUACUUUUUAACUAGCCAUACAAUCAUCACCUUGUUAGUAUCGAUGUUAAAUAAAACGAACUUUAAUUCUAAUGCUACACACAAUCAUAAAUCUGAACUUUUAUGCUACACACAAUCACAAACCUCUCCCUAAUCAAAAUCUCAACCCAGGUUUAUGUGAUAUAUUUAUGUGAUGUAUUUGACGAUUAAGAAUGUGAAAGACCGUUUAUUCUAUACACAACUUGAUGGCACGCCUACACCCAUGGCCUCGUCAUUAGGUCUCGAGGUUAAGCUUUUCUUUGUGUCGCGAACGGAAAAUAUAUUAAAAUAUGUCUAUUUGAGACAGAGGCGUAGCG